AUGGAGGUUUUCAGCAAAUCCCCGUUCCAUACUGUACCAGCACGACGGUUCACUCAAACCCGCCUCGGGACAUCAGCAUCAGUUCCUCGUUCCGCACCAAGUUUUCCCUCUUCUCCGUCAACCAACUACCAGAAACCCACCUACUCAUUUCAAAAUUCGCAAUCCGACUUUACAAAAGCAGCCCUUACACGAGCCUCAAACUAUCUUCUAGGUGUUUAUGCGCGACCUGGCUUUGUUCUCUCCCACGGAAAAGGUUCAUACGUAUGGGACACUGAAGGCAGAAAGUUCUUGGACUUCAGUGCUGGUAUUGCUGUCAACGCGCUGGGACACGGUGAUGAAGGUGUAGCCAAGACUCUUGCCGAACAAUCGGGAAAACUUUUACAUACUAGCAAUGUUUACCACAAUGAGUGGGCAGGGAAGCUUGCGGAACUACUGGUCAACCUUACGCGGACUGAAGGUGGAUUAGGAUAUUCCGCCGGAGAUACCAACACAGCCGGUGCAAACCCGAAAGUCUUUUUUGCCAGUUCCGGAACGGAAGCCAACGAAGGUGCGAUCAAAAUUGCACGGAAAGUCGGGAAGGAUCGUUGGGCAGCUGCUUCCCACGGACGGGCCUGGGACUCCCCUGAGUGCUCGAAAUUACGCAUCGUGUCUUUCGAGCAGUCAUUCCAUGGAAGGAGUACAGGUGCUUUAAGUCUUACUAAUUCGCCUAAGUACCAGAUUCCCUUCAGACCCCUUCUACCAGGGGUUGACGUCGGAAAACUCAACGAUUUUGAUAAUCUCAAUUCCUUGGUUAGCGAGGAUACAUGUGCAGUGUUUGUCGAACCUAUUCAAGGAGAAGGCGGCAUCAAUACAGCUUCUAUUGGAUGGCUUGCUGCGCUGCGAAAGCGCUGUGACGAGGUCGGGGCAGUCCUAGUGUUUGAUGAAAUUCAGUGUGGGAUUUAUAGGGCAGGUACCCUAUGGGCACAUUCAACUUUUCCGAGGGAAUGUCAUCCCGAUAUUGUCACCAUGGCCAAACCUUUAGCCAAUGGUUACCCGAUUGGCGCAGUCCUACUGCGGGAUGACAUUGCCCAGACCAUGACAGCAGGAACCCAUGGGACGACAUUUGGCGGAUCACCCCUCGCAUGCGCAGUGGGGUAUCAUGUCUUAUCGAGGCUGUCGGAGGAACCUUUUGUAUCACAUAUCGCAGAGAUGAGUACGUAUCUCAUUGGUCGUCUGGAACUAUUGUCUAGAUGGUUCCCACAAAUCCUUCAACCCGGAGUGCGGGGAAGAGGGUUGAUUUUGGGAUUGGGAUUCAAGGAUGAGAAGCAUCCCGGUCUACUCGUGAAUAUGGCAAGGGAAAGAGGCGUCUUUGUUCUGACGGCAGGAAAGGAUGCUGUGAGGUUGGUUCCUAGUCUGACGGUGAGUAAAGAGGAGGUCGAUGUGGCCGUGGACGUGAUUGAGAGUUGCUUGGGGGAGAUGCAAACUUAG
Marasmius oreades (fairy-ring Marasmius) is the source of this 1467-nucleotide messenger RNA. RefSeq lists its product as uncharacterized. The record is from RefSeq and is a predicted model, not a curated record. Bases 1 to 1467 code for a protein of 488 amino acids. The transcript is spliced from 5 exons. Gene Ontology annotation, cellular component: mitochondrial matrix. Gene Ontology annotation, molecular function: pyridoxal phosphate binding; identical protein binding; transaminase activity. NCBI's taxonomy places the organism in Eukaryota, Fungi, Basidiomycota, Agaricomycetes, Agaricales, Marasmiaceae.